Messenger RNA from Entelurus aequoreus (snake pipefish), 4024 nucleotides. RefSeq names its product serine/threonine kinase 11 interacting protein (gene stk11ip). The transcript has 26 exons. Gene Ontology annotation, cellular component: cytoplasm. Gene Ontology annotation, molecular function: protein binding. Gene Ontology annotation, biological process: intracellular protein localization. Bases 207 to 3701 code for a protein of 1164 amino acids. NCBI's taxonomy places the organism in Eukaryota, Metazoa, Chordata, Actinopteri, Syngnathiformes, Syngnathidae. The record is from RefSeq and is a predicted model, not a curated record.
GUCACGUGACACGAAUGUUGACAACUCUCGCCAUGAUACACCCACUUUACAGCACCAACAUAUUAUUAUGUUUUUUUUUGACGAGAACGUAGCUAUUUAAUGACGUUUUAGACCACAUGGCAGUCGUCUGGCCUGAAUGUCGUAGCCCAGCAAUACCUUGUGCCACAGGAGGAUUCUCUGCUGCUCGUUGCUAAUUGUUGCCAAGGAUGGCUCAUGCUUGCAGUGGUCAGUCAUCGCUUGUCAACAGCCUGGCAACACUUCUACGAAAUGAUGGUGACUUAGUGCUUGAUGGCAGCAGCACACUGACUCUACCGGCGACAUGCUUGCAGCAGCUGAACCAGCUGUUUGAGCAACACUUGCUGUCCAGGAAUCAGCAGCAUAGCUUCAUGGCGCUGCCAUCCCACCCGGCUGACACCGCAUCCCUGCUGCAGCUACAGUUCCUCUUUGACGUCCUGCAGAAGACAGUCUCAUUUAAGCUCUUCAACUCACCCAGCACGAGACUAGAGUCUGUGGUGAAACUUUCCCCUUUCAAGUCUUUAAAGAGUUUGGAGCUGAAGCACAUUCCCCCGCACUGUGUUGAGGGGCUCAGAGGAGUUUACUCCCAAUUGGAGGUCUUCAUCUGCUCAAAGAGCCUGAGCUCCCUGGAGGAGCUGCUUUCCCUGUGCGGAGGUGACCUCAGCUCUGCGCUGCCAUGGCUGGAACUGCACACCCUAAACUUCAGCUACAAUUUCAUCAUUUGCCUUGACCAGUCUUUAAGUCUCUUAAACGUCCUCAAGUCUUUGGAUUUAAGCCACAACAAGAUUCAGGAGUGCGCUGAAUUUCUAAAGCCCUUAAGUGAACUGGAGCACUUGAAUCUGGGCUACAACUGCCUGCAGAGGGCGCCAACACUAAGCCUAAGCGCCAGAGUCAAACUGAUUACGCUCAUCCUCAGGAACAAUGAACUAGAAACUAUUAAUGGUGUGGAACAGUUGGCAUCACUCCAGCACUUAGACCUUGCCUACAAUCUUCUGCUGGAGCAUUCACAGCUGGCGCCGCUCUCCUUGCUUCACUGUCUUAAAACAGUGAACUUGGUGGGCAACCCGCUGUACUUCCAGAAGACCCACCGCAAAAGUACUGUCCGCCACCUUUCCCCAAAGGCUGUCAGUCUCAGACUUAAACUUGAUGGCAUCCCGCUUUCCUCCUCAGAGUUGGCCGUUCUGCCGAAAGCGGGACUCGUUGUCCAGGGGCAGUCGCCUCCUCCUACGUUGUCGCAGUCAGAACGGAGUUACCCAGAUGUGUCAAGUGGAGCUGGGGAGCUUAGUGACAGUGUAUCCGUCGGAGAGGUGGGAGUGUCUCGCAGUCGCAAAAAGAAGUCCAGGACCAAGGUGAGAGUGCGGCGAGCGAGUAUUUCUGAGCCCAGUGACACGGACAUCCAAGCCAGGACAGUGUCUUCCUCACAAGCCAUUGGCCUUCCGCACCAGGAGGAGAUCGAGCGCAUGUCCAGCUUCAGAGAUCAGCUGGGAGAGGACUGGCUCCAGUACCAGCACCACCUAGACGCGGCACCGCCCAUUGCCACUGCUGCGCAUGGCCUACAAACCACAGUCACUGACAGCCUUGUGACGCCUCUGUACGCAAACCUGGAUGUCCUUCCUCCGCCACUUCUCUCAUCAGAGCUAAGUCUGCCAGCGCUUGAGAUGGACACAGAACAAGAGACGGACUCCACGCUGCAGUGGCCCAGUCAGAAUGCUCGGCACACUGAGUCCACGUUAGAAGAGGCAGAAAUAGAUGGUCAGGGAGCAGGCCAGGUCGGUUCACCUAGACCGAGUUUGGACACAGCGAGAGAGGAGAAUAAGGAUACCAAGGAGGAAGAAGAUGAGGAUUUGGGAGUGGACCAGUGUCUUCCACUUCUUGUGGGUGUCAUAUCGGCCAAUGAAGAGGAAGAUGAAAGCCAGGAGGACAGGAAGAGGGAGGUCUUUCUGCGUGUCAAACAGGGUCAUUUGCUGGAAGUGGAUGUGCAGUCUGGCCAGGAGAGAUGUCGGUUGGAACUGGACUGUCUGACCCGUGUUGAAGCCACAACAGCAACUUGGACCCAUGGGGAGACGGAAGCUGUGUUUCCAGCAGUGGAGGUGCAGUUCGACUCUAUCAAGAAGGAAAAGAGGCGGAGACAUUAUGUGCUUCUGGAUGACAACCCACAACAGGCACUUCAGGAUCUAAGCGACGUCCUGUCACUUGUGGCGGAAGCCAAUUGCCGCCGUGGCACGGAGAUCGUCCCCAGCUCUGUUCUCCUGCAGUGCCUUCGUUGUGGGUCAGAGUUCACAGAGCCUGCAGCUAGAGCGAGGAGGAGGAAAGAGCUUAUGAUGCUGCCAGAGGGUGUGGAUGUGCAGGAGGUCACUGAGUUGAUGGAAUGUGAUGUGGGUGGCGAAGGAAACCCUGAUAGGUGUCUGGAAUGUGGAAGUGAUCACAUAGUCCAACUGGUGGGCCAGCCUUUUCCUUACAGCAGUACACCUAUCCAACAUCAAUCAAGGGCCGGAAGCGAAGAAGACAAUAAGGUAGAUGCUAGUAUUAGCAACAGUCCUGUUCUGGAAGAAGCUGCCACCACAGAGGACCCCACUUUUUUCACCGCACAUGGGAGCUCUUUCUUCGCUGGAGAAGUCGGCACUGACCCCUGCUGCUUCUCCUACAAUGCUGACAGUCAAAGCAAGGAGGAUCUGGCUGGGAGCUACUGCUAUGCUGCCAUCUCUUCCACGCCGCCUGGCAUCCACCCUGCAGGGAGAUCCAACUCAACUGAUGACUUGGAUCUGCUGACUGAGGCGUUUGAGGCAGUCGACCAUAGGCUGAAGCUUUUCUUAGAUGUGGACAUCUUCGAAGAGGAGGAGGAGCUAAGUUGCCUGCUAAAGACAUCCCUUGUGAGAUUCGGGGAGCCAGAGGAGUUUUCUUCCCUGGUAGUGGUGUCCGACAAGAGAAUCUAUGUUCUUGAAGUGACAUUAGGGACAAGCAAAGAGCAGCUUUCUGAUUGGCUCCAGAAGCGUGACUGCCACCCAAUCAUAGAGCUCAGCUACCUGGAGGUGGGGCUUGGCUCUCAGAGCAUCCACAUGGCAUUUGACGUUGGAGAAGUCGGGGGCGUGGCCUACACCCUCCUGGUUCGGGACAGCAUACGCUGCAAACGCUUCUUUGGCCAGUUGACAGGAAUCGUGCGUGAGAUGGCACACAAGUCCAACAGCAAACUGAAGUCCAUCUCGACCACCAGGCUCAACCCUCUGCACCAUCUCUGGCCUCUCGUGUGUGAAGACAUCCAGGCAGACGUGGAGGACGGCCAGCUGCAAUUUUGCUACAUUCUGGCAUUUUUGCUGCAAGGCGACAUGUGGUUGCCAACGACUGUGCUGGUGACUCGAGAGACUCUGUACUUGCUGAGGGAGGAUCACCAGUGGAGGAAGAGCACAAACCCGACGACGGUCAACGGCAAGCAGGAACCGAGCAGCGGGGGCUUCUCCAUUCUGGAAACGCUGCCUAUCAGCUGUGUGAGCUCGGUCCACAUGUGGCCUAGUGAGCAGCGUCAGAUGGACGUCAAGCUGUACGACGAGACGCAGAAAGAGGAGAAGACCUGGCGCGUGCGCUCUGAAAGCUUCGAGCUCCUGCAGUCUCUGCUGGCAUGGGUCAGAACACAGUGGGAGGAUAUGUUUGGUGUCCGGCUGCUCACCAGCGAACACGAAAAAGAGACCUAAUAAGAGGCAGGAAAUGUCAUCUGUAUUUGCUCUCUGCACAGAAAAAAAAUCAAGUUCAAAUGAAGCAGGCCUUCUAUCCUUCAGGCAUUCUGGCACCCAGAUGGAGGCUUGGGACGUUGGAACGAUGAAGUGUGUUUUUGUUUUCUUGUACUCGUGGAACUCCAAAUGUUCUUUUAUUUUGCUAAGGGAAUUGUAAAUGCACUUUUUCGACCCUAUUUCCAACCAGCUAAAUUAUUCUCCAGCAUCGUAGAGUGGACGGCCGUCUUUCAAUUUCCUUUCUUAACACGGGUAUUCAUGCAAAUACAAGACUGAGAGAAAAUAGA